CAGUCACACAAUAGCGAUCUCUCCGCAGUGUGGAAAUAGUUGGUAGAGCGCACGUAGUCCAAUCCACCUUUUUAGCUACCAGAGCAAUAUACAUUUGUGAGUUUCUUGUCCGCAUCGCUUGGACCAAUUGGAUAGGAUUUUUAUUAAUUUUAACAGGCUCCGACAAAAGCGCAGUCAGUGAAGGACGUUUGAAAACUGACGGUUUGAAUUAUUGACUUCUGAUUAGUUCAGGAUUAAGUUCAAACCGGGAAAAGACACGGAUAGAGAUUUUGUUUUACCAACGAUAUAAGAUUAAUUUUAAUCAGCACAGACAGCAUGUCGAGAGAGGACGCUCGGAAUAGGCAUGACUUCACAAACAUCAUCGGACUGUUCAGCGUGGUCACGUUGCUGACUUUUCAAGGGGCGUUGUCUCAGCGGGUGAAGGUGGAACCGGAAGUGAUGUCCUACCCCAGCCAGGCGGUCAACCUGAGGUGUGCCUUCACAGACCCUGGAGGGAUACAGCUCACACAGGUGUCCUGGAUCUAUGAGCCGAAGGAGGGCGAGCGGCUCAACAUCGCCGUGUACCACCCUACCUUUGGGGCAAGCUACCCCACAUCUCCCCUGAAGGGGCGGGUCCGCUUCACGACGGAACCCCCCUCCCUCAGCAACCCCUCCAUCCAGAUCUCGGACGUCAAGAUGACUGACGAGGGGAAAUACAUCUGUGAAUACGCCACCUACCCCAGCGGCAACGAACAGGGCGUCACCUCCCUCGUCAUGCUCGCCAAACCCAGGAACUCUGCCUCCGGGGUAACAGUGAUAGCCUCCACUGUCGCUGCGGGAGCCAAGCCAGUUGCCGUGGCCCGCUGUGAGUCGGCCGACGGUCGCCCUGCUGCCCAGAUUGCAUGGGUGACGGCUGUCAACGGCAACGCUACCUCCGCCACUACGGCGGGCGCUGACAACACUGUGACGGUAUCCAGCCAGUACAUGCUGGUUCCCACAGCAGCAGACAAUGGCAAAGACAUCAGCUGUUUGGUGUCCCAUCGAACCCAGGGGAAGCCUGAGAGCUUCCUGAUGAAACUGGCCAUCGAAUACCCCCCACAGGUGACCAUCGUGGGCUAUGAUAAUAACUGGUACAUGGGUCGGACCAACGUGGCUCUGACCUGUCAGGCUACUGCCAACCCCAUCCCUACCACCAUCACAUGGAAAACUAUGACUGGUCAGAUGCCAGACACAGUGCAGGUAAAAGAAAAUGUGCUGACCGUGCUGAAGGUGGACGAGCAGGCCAACACAACCUUCGUCUGUGAGGUCAAGAACCGCCUGGGCACCGGCAAGGACCAGGUCACUGUUAUGGUCCGAGAACCCUCUGUGGUCCCCUCCAAUGCAGGCGUGGUGGCAGGUGCUGUGAUUGGCUCCCUUCUGGCCCUCCUCCUCGUCGCCGCCCUUAUUGCCGUCCUGGUCACCCGGAGCCGCCGGCAACAGCAUGGUUACCGCGGCAACCAAAACCCCAGUUCCUACGACAUAAAGUCGCGCAUCUUCGGUGGCGGCAAGAAGGGGAGCAAGAACGGGACGGGUGCUGGUGCCGGGGGCAACGGGGCGGACGGCAACAACAGCCCCAUCUACGUCUACAAGGAGGGCUCCGCCCAUGAUGGCCUGACUGACAAGGCCAAUCACCACGUGCCGCUACACCUGGGGGGGCAUGGUGAGGGGGGGGUUGCCACGGCGCAGGACAUCCUGCUGAGCGGCGAGCUGGACGAGGCGGAGCGGAGAAAGUUUGACCAACUGGAGGACGACGAGGAGAGUUACGACCACUUUGGAAGGGGCGGGCCCAUCCUGCAGCUCCGCCCACCACAUGACCAGGACAGAAUCAUGGGCGGUUACCUUGACGACGACAUGGAGUCUCAGCGCGACGGGUCGGUCAUCUCACGGACUGCCGUGUACGUGUAGAAAGAACGGGCAGAGGAAGAGGAGGAGGAAGGGAAAGCGGGAUGGAAGAAGGAAAGGAUGAAUGAAAAUGUCCUCCUUCCAGAGGAGUUGGUGGUGUUUGGUUCUCCUCUGUUGGAUCAUUUGAAAUAUAUUAACAACGACCAACAAUGCAGCCCAUAGAGAGAGCAAGAUGAACUGGAUGACGUGGCUGAGGGAGGGAAUGUACAGAAACAAGAUGGAGGACUGGUGUAUUGAUAAGACAAAUCUUUUUCUCUGGUCCCAAUAUGAAAAGUGGAUCACUUGGUAUCUAUCUACCAAAACAAAAGAAAUCCUAAAACUAUCUUCCUCACAUUGCUGCUCUGUCUGUUGUGUUCCUCCUUUCCUUAGCUUAGGGACCUUGGAGAUUGAAGCCUCCAGAGAGACACAUUGCGUUAGGGACUUGUGGGUAAAAUGGCAUCUCCAUGCAGCCGUUCCCUCGCUAGCUAGAGAAACUCCUCACGAAAAUAUUCACUCUUAUCUCCACUAAACGCACAGUAGCAAUGUAAGGGGUGUCACGAUGAUAUCUGCUCCCUGCUAUUCUCGUCUCUCUCCUGUGGGACAACGUUUGUUCCGGCUACAUUAGCCUUGUUUCUGCUGUACGUGACAGUACUGGGGAAGGGAAGGGGAACUUUGGCAGCGGAAGUGGUCGAUGUAGUUGUGGUUAAGUAGAAUGUCAGAUUCUCUCUCGUGUCUGUAUGUUGCAGUAGGCCUCCUCUUUCUACCUCAUUCUCUCUGCUAUUGUGCCACCAAUUGGAAGUAUGCACAGAAUUUAGUUUGGGACAUUCUGAAAUGAUAAACAACUUACUGAAGGAGGGGUAGUCAUCUAGAUGAAGAGUGCAUGAAAGGGGGAUUGAUAGAGGGAUAUGAGGGAGGGAAUGGAUAGAGGGAACCGUACAGCUGUUCUCAUCUCCGGAGAGACGGGGAGAGAGGGAUUAGGAUGAAUUGAGAGAGGGAGAAAAAGAAAAGGCUCAAACAGCAGGGCUGUUCUCCCUCUCCUCUGUUUGAUCCCUCUCUUCUUGUGGUGUUCCUGACACCUAAGAGUUUGAUUGCUAAUGAGCCAUGAAGUCACCGCUCAGCUUAGCCCACGCACACCAAAUGACCACCGCUUGGAUGUUAUGACGUGGACAUUUUCUCUCUCCCCGUCUCCUCCCCCAGUCUUUCUCCAUCACCUCUCUCUACCCUGUGUGUGUGUGUGAUUUACACAGGGCUGUGUGGAGGUCAGGGAUACAGGGAGAGCAGAGGGAGUAUUGCAUGGCUCCCUCCCUACGUGUCAAACACCCCACUUACUGUACCCCCUUCCUCCUGCCAGACCUGACUCAGAAAGCCAUGGUGGAGUCAUGCCCUGCUCACUGUACAUCUCAGCUUUCAUAGGUUGGUUAGUCAGGUUAUAUAGAAAUCCAAAUACAUGAUGGCAUAUUUGCAUCUGUAGCCAAUUAAGAUAUAAAUUAAGUCAAAUGCAUUGAUUGAUUCUGUGCAUACACAGAAUAGGUAUGACCUAUUAUAGGACCUAUAUUGACUAGCAGAGGUCUGGGUAUAAUCCUUCAUGAUUGAGAGACCGGAGCCUGAUAGUUUAGUGACUAAUUUGUCUUUCUAACAAGACAGGGCUGUUCAAGCCAAUAUCACCAUGUACAACUAUUAUACAUCACUAGAGGCAAACAGAUGACCACUGGAAGGCUAUGACCAGCUGUCUUCCUGAAGAGCCUUAGUUUCCUACCCUCAAUAGCCCAGAUCUGAAUCAAUCCCUGAACGAUUCCUAUCUCAUGACUCCCCUGUGAUUCAUCGUGUUCCCUGGUUAAUCAGUGGGGUUUCCUUGGCUGCCCUGACCAGGCGAGGCGCCUGAUUGGCCCAUUAAGCCUGGGUCUGUUUCUGGGUCACGGCCAGCCAAAGGUCAUGGGGUCACAGAGAAACGCACAUAUUACACACACAGUGUUCCAGGAUGACGUUAACUCUUGUGGUGGCUGUUGACCUUGGUGUGGGGGAGAGAAAGGGACGGAGAGGGGGGAGACUGGGAGGAAGGGAUAGAUACUGACCCACUGCGACUCGCCUAACCAUCAGCACUUGAUAACACGAUAGCCUAAGUCUGUCCUCAGUAUAGCCCGAAACUCUGGCUUACAUAAACAUUAUAGAUACAGUACACAUGCAGGGAGCAGGGCUCUACAGUGCAACCAUUUUACUUUCAUAUGCGCCUAAGUAUUUUGCUUUGCGACAUGGAAUCUUUAUUUUGGAGCACCGGUGCGCCUAGACAAAUUUAGAAUUCUAGCUUUAUUACCUCAAAUAUUUUUCACUGUGCUCCUAAAUUUCUUUGUGUGCGCCUACAUUUUUCAACUUAGCCACACACGUGCUCCUAAAAAAGGUCAGCGUAGAGGCCUGUAGUGAACUACUUAUAAUGACCACUAAGAAACACGUAUCUCCAAUCUUUGCACUUGUGUGUAACACCAAAACAGGAUAUGCCCACGAGUUAUAUUUGUAUGAAGGUGAUAAAGUGUGUCUGGAGAAAUAUUGAUAAUGUCCUUAAGUUUGAAGUGAAGAGGGAGGGAAGGGAGAAAGUUGUAUGUAUAUUUUGGUGUGAGGUAUCUGUAUACUAUAUAUGUACGGAUCUUUAUUUUUCUUGUCGAACUCCUGUGGAAAAAAUGUGGAUAUUGAUCAGUGUAAAUUAUUGCUGUAUAGUCAAUGGUGUCAUGUGGAACUCACUUCCUAGUUUGGCCAAGGUCAAAGUUCAAUCAGAGCCAAUAAUACUGUACUCCGAAUGUAACUGCUUGAAUAGACAACCCUUCAAUGAAAAGGUAUAAGAUGCACAUCUUCAGCUAUUAAAUACUGGUGAGUCUAGUUCAUCUCAAGAACAAUAGUUGAAAUGCAUGUAAACAAAACAGAGUUUUUCAGCCAGGUUGAUAACUGAAAUAACUGGAUUGGCAGGUUCACUAAACUCAAUCAGCAUACUUAAGAUACCUGCUCCUUCACCCAUAAACACACAUACUAUUUAUCAGAUAGACUAGCUCCCACAGAGGCAGUGAUCUGUGUGGUUUCUGAGUCAGCGCUGUGUGUGUGGCUCAGAGGCUUUGGGACAUCUGUCAGUGCCACAGGGUGUGUAACCCGAAUGGCCAUUUCCUGCCCCCUCUGUCUCUUAGCAGUGGGAGUUAGAGGAAACAUUACUGUACACUGUCCCCUGCAGCCUGAUCUCACUCUCACUCACUCACACACUCUCUCACACACACACACACACACACACAGAAAGGGGGAACUAGUAGGAGAGACACUUCCCCAAACGCACACAAACACUUAGUGGUCCGAACUCUGUCAGAACAUUCACAGACCCUUCUGUUCUUCAGAGAGUGGGAGAGAGCCACACACACACACACUCCUCUUGCCCACUGUCAGGGAUUUAAGGAACAUGUGUUCUGAGAACACUUUCUGAGAAUCAUCUGUACUGUUGCUCUCUCUCUGUGAGGGCUGUGUUUUUAAAGCUUUCAUAAAAUAAAUACCCAAUUGGCCAAUCUUUUACAACAUUUAUUUUUUAUUUUAAGUAAAUGCUUUCUGGGAAUCUACUUCUCUUGACCUCCGCUUGUACUGCCUGGCACAAAGGUUUUAAAAUAAAACUGCUUUUAGAGAGUUGACGUAAUGUUCCUGACCUGGAGCUAACACAGCGUUAGGUUGUUAUUUAGUUGUUGUUGAUAAUCCACAUAUUCCUCCUUUGGCUCUAAACACUGAUGACUAAUCGAAGCCUUAACUUCCUUGUCGUCUCAAUCGCUCCCCCCUGACGUGUACAUAGUAUAAAUAUAUAAAUACAGUAUCUAGUGGAAAGAAAAAUAAAGAAUUACUAAUUUAUGGUGUCACAUGUUCUAUUUCUCAGCGCCAAGCAUGAAGGAUUUAUUAUCUUCUGUAUCAAUGCUUAUUUUACAAGUCCUUAUCUUUUUAUCUCUUAUUGCAGUGCUUUAUAAUUUGUUUUUGGAGUGCUUUAUUUAUCGACUGCUUUGCUGUGACUACUACGCCAAAACAGGCUUAAUGUGCUUUUACCGUGCACCAUUUUGUACAGUGCACACUCGAAACAAUCUUAUCACAAAAUGUGCUUUUUAUUCACCGCUCUCUGAACUUGUUUGUUUUAUUUUUUUAAAGAAACCUUUUAGAAUUUGUCACUAUUUGUCAUGUCUUUCUAUUUUGUUGUUUUUUUGUAUUUGGUUGCAAUUAAAGUUUUCUUGAUUUUUGAAAAGA
Molecule: messenger RNA, 6147 nt
Organism: Salvelinus namaycush (lake trout)
Lineage: Eukaryota; Metazoa; Chordata; Actinopteri; Salmoniformes; Salmonidae
Product: nectin-2
Exons: 7
Coding region: 316-1923 (535 amino acids)
Source: RefSeq, a predicted model, not a curated record